UAAGCAUCAGUUUUUCAGAUUGGGCCGUUUUCUGGCUGACAUUUCUAAAAGAGGAAUUUCUAUGAGACUGAGAUGUUCAGCUGUCUAGCACUUUUUGUAUGUUCGUGAAUGUGGGUAGACUACCAUUAUUCAACAAAGACAAGGUACAAAAUGAAGUCAUUUUCCAUCCCGAGACAUUUCCUCACAAUCGGAUUAUUUUUGGGUUUGUCUGUUUUUACUCUGAGCUGUAGUGGGGGUAAAGUGCUGGUGUAUCCUGUCGAUGGCAGCCACUGGGUCAAUAUGAAAAUUUUGAUAGAGGAAAUGCACACCAGGGGUCAUAGCAUCACCGUCGUCCGACCCAAAUCCAGCUGGUACAUCACAGAAAAUUCCCCUUUCUACUCCUCUAUCACAGUACAUGAUGAAAUAAAUGAAUUUGCAGACUUUUGGGACGAGUAUUUAGAAAAAACGAUAGAGAUAGAAAGAGGCGAAAGCUCCGGACUGUCGUUCUUAAAAAUUCAAGCCGAUUUGUUAUCCAUGCUGUCGAAAGCCCAUCAUCUUGGUUGUAAAAUGCUGUCGUCCAUGUUAGAAGAUAAGCAGCUUGUGAGAAGACUCCAGGAUGAGCAGUACGACCUGGUCCUCACAGAUCCUGCUAUAGCAGGUGGGGUGGUUUUGGCACAUUACCUAAAACUUCCUCUGGUUCUCAACGUGCGCUGGACCACCAGUGGCGAAGCACAUUUUCUCAUUGCACCAUCCCCCAUGUCUUACGUUCCUUUACCAGGCACUGGAUAUACAGAUAAAAUGAGUUUUACUCAAAGGGUUAAAAAUGUCUUAUUCAAAAGCUUUACUUUGAUCCAGAACAGAUAUGUGGUCGGUCCACAUUAUGACGUUCUCAUAGAUAAGUACUUGGAUGAAAAGAAAGAUAUUGUGAGUCUCACGCAAGCUGCAGAUAUCUGGCUCAUGAGGGUCGAUUUUGUCUUUGAGUUUCCGAGGCCCACCAUGCCAAACGUCGUGUACAUGGGCGGAUUUCAAUGCAAACCCUCCAAACCCCUUCCUGAAGAUCUGGAGGCUUUUGUAGAGAGCUCAGGAGAGCAUGGCUUUAUUAUUAUGUCUUUGGGGACGCUUGUUAAAAGCCUCCCCGUUGACAUGACGAAUGAAAUAGCUGCUGCGUUCGCGAGUUUACCGCAAAAAGUCAUCUGGAGAAAUCUAGGACCUCGUCCAUCCAAUGUUGGCAACAAUACUCUUAUAGUAGAAUGGAUGCCACAGAAUGACCUUCUGGGACAUUCAAAGAUCAAAGCUUUUGUAGCACAUGGAGGAACCAAUGGAGUGCAGGAGGCAUUAUACCAUGGGGUACCAAUUUUGGGCAUCCCUUUGUUCUUUGACCAGUUUGACAACUUAAUUCGGGUUCAAGAGAAAGGAGGCGGCGCAAUUCUCAAGUUGUCGGAGAUAAACGUUCAUUCUUUUGGACGAACCUUACGGGAACUGAUUAGCAAUUCCUCCUACAGGACAAAUAUGCAGCUAAUAUCCAAUUUGCACAGGGACCAACCCAUGAGACCUUUAGACACAGCCAUCUUCUGGAUCGAGCAUGUGAUCAGACAUAAAGGAGCUACGCACUUGCACUCUGAGUUUUACAACAUGCCAUGGUACUCUUAUCAUUCGGUGGAUGUGCUUAUGGUAUUGUUGUCUGUUUUUGCUGUCUUUACAUUGACCACAGUUGCAUUCAUCAGAUGUCUAUGUUAUAGACUGUGCUGUAAACAAAAACUGAAAAAUGAAUAAACAAUCUUAUUUUGGGGUGAUAAAGAUGUUUAUGCUUUUUGACAUGCACCAAAUGUACAGUUUCUUUAAAACAUCUAAAAAAGAUUUGUUGGUUCAACUUAAAAAAACUAAAAUACCUUGUUGCCUUCAAAAAAGUUCAUUCAAUUUAAACAUUUUAGUUGAGUAAAAUUGUUGUGUCAACUAAUAUUUUUAAGUUGAAAUAACUCAAAAUUUUAAGGCAACUAGAAAACUUACUUUGUUAAGUUAAACCAACAUUUUACAGUGUAUGAUGAUGUAGGAUCUACAUUCAUCAGUAUAUUAGAUAUCUCAUAGUUUGCUUAAAAAAGUGUGUGUGUAAUAAAUAUGCCUCAGCUCUCAUACAUAUAGGCUAUAUACACUCACCUAAAGGAUUAUUAGGAACACCAAACUAAUACUGUGUUUGACCUCCUUUCACCUUCAGAACUGCCUUAAUUCUACGUGGCAUUGAUUCAACAAGGUGCUGAAAGCAUUUUUUAGAAAUGUUGGCCUAGUUUGAUAAGAUAGCAUCUUGCAGUUGAUGGAGAUUUUUGGGAUGCACAUCCAGGGCACGAAGCUCCCGUUCCACCACAUCCCAAAUAUGCUCUAUUGGGUUGAGAUCUGGUGACUAUGGGGGCCAUUUUAAUACAGUGAACUCAUUGUCAUGUUCAAGAUACCAAUUUAAAAUGAUUCGAGCUUUGUGACAUGGUGCAUUAUCCUGCUGGAAGUAGCCAUCAGAGGAUGGGUACAUGGUGGUCAUAAAGAGAUGGACAUGGUCAGAAACAAUGCUCAGGUAGGCUGUGGCAUUUAAACAAUGCCCAAUUGGCACUAAGGGGCCUAAAGUGUGCCAAGAAAACAUCCCCCACACCAUUACACCACCACCACCAGCCUGCACAGUGGUAACAAGGCAUGAUCGAUCCAUGUUCUCAUUCUGUUUACGCCAAAUUCUGACUCUACCAUCUGAAUGUUCCAACAGAAAUCGAGACUCAUCAGACCACACAACUUUUUCCAAUCUUCAACUGUCCAAUUUUGGUGAGCUCGUGCAAAUUGUAGCCUGUUUUUCCUAUUUGUAGUGGAGAUGAGUGGUAGCCUGUGGGGCCUUCUGCUGUUGUGGCCCAUCCGCCUCAAGGUUGUGCGUGUUGUGGCUUCACAAAUGCUUUGCUGCAUACCUCGGUUGUAACAAGUGGUUAUUUCCGUCAAAGUUGCUCUUCUAUCAGCUUGAAUCAGUCGCCAAUUCUCCUCUGACCUCUAGCAUCACUAAGGCAGUUUUUCCCUUUUCACACGAUUCUUUGGUUCUGCAGUAACCGACCUGUCUGGCACCAACAACAAUACCACGCUCAAAAUUCCCUUUCUUUCCCAUUCUGACAUUCAGUUUGGAGUUCAGGAGAUUGUCUUGACCAGGACCACACCUAUAAAUACAUUGACGCAACUGCCAUGUGAUUGGUUGAUUAGAUAAUUGCAUUAAUGAGAAAUUGAACAGGUGUACCUAAUAAUCCUUUAGGUGAGUGUCUAUAUCAUAAGUCAUUUUGUAACAUAUCAGUUUAGUAUUUUCAGCUGGGCAGUCGUCUCAUUCAGAUCUCAUUUAGUUGGUAAAAUUCUUGUGCUUUUCCUGUAUUAAAAAAUCUAUGUUGAGUUUCAAAACCUGUUGACAGAGUCUUUAUAAAUGUGUCAUGGUGAGGAAUCAUUUAAGCUUCAUGGUGGUCACAUUUAUUUAUUGCCUAUUGUGCCACAUGUGCUAACAUGCUGGCUGGCUGCGCACGCGCGCGCGAGAGAGAGAAAUACCCAGCAUAAUAUGAGUUGGUUGCAUUGAAAGCAGUUGUGUUUUAAGUACAGUGUGAUUAAUGAGCUAUAGACAUAAAAAAAACCUUUAAUUUAUGCAUUGUGCAACAAUUGUCAAGCUUUAUAUAGUUUAUACAGAAUAGUGACUCAACAACUAUUGAAACAAGGCCUUUCGCGUGCUGAAGUCAAAGAGUUCAUGUAGCUUAGUAACAUCUUUCCCGAAUGCUUCACAUGUUGUUUGAUUCCCAGAGAAGUUGUGUUUCAAUUCUGAGUAAAAAGAUUAUGUCAGCCCUGGAUAAAGUCCACGCUUCGUCAUAUAACACAUACACAUAUUGCAAACCGCACUUCAAAGUUCUCAAUAGUGCAUUAAAGAUUAAAGACGAAACCUAACGGUAAACUGCAGCAGGAUGCAGGAGUGAUAAAAGCAAUCCACAAUAUACAAUUACAGUAAAUGUUUGUAAACUACUCUGUGCAGAGUAUGUGUACUUAUAUGUGUAGGGAUUGCUGAAUUUCUGCUGUUGAAUGGAGACCUUGACAUACUGUGAACAUAACUGCACAUCGUUGACCAAUGCACAGAUACAUAGCAGCUGUAACAGGCCAUAACAAACUGUUCUAGGUCAAAGGCUGCUGAACCAGAACAGUUUAUUAACCGCUGGUUUAAAUGUCAACACUAAAUUGAAACAUACCAGCAUAGGUUAAUGUAAACUAACAUUUUAUACACUGAUGGAUUGAAACAACUCAGCAUUUUUAAUCAAGAACUGUAUUCUUUGACAAGACUUACUGUAUUACUUAAGCCAGGCUGUUUUCCAGGGUGCACAUGUGUAUAAGCAUGUGAAAAUGUUUGUAAAGCAAAGCGGAUCUGUCAUCAAUAAAAGU
This is a messenger RNA of Paramisgurnus dabryanus, 4401 nucleotides long. RefSeq names its product UDP glucuronosyltransferase 5 family, polypeptide D1 (gene ugt5d1). The record is from RefSeq and is a predicted model, not a curated record. Gene Ontology annotation, molecular function: UDP-glycosyltransferase activity. Lineage: Eukaryota; Metazoa; Chordata; Actinopteri; Cypriniformes; Cobitidae.